Messenger RNA from Paramacrobiotus metropolitanus, 994 nucleotides. RefSeq lists its product as uncharacterized. The transcript is spliced from 2 exons. The coding region runs from base 252 to 968 and encodes 238 amino acids. Lineage: Eukaryota; Metazoa; Tardigrada; Eutardigrada; Parachela; Macrobiotidae. The record is from RefSeq and is a predicted model, not a curated record. Gene Ontology annotation, molecular function: protein binding.
UUCGCCUCACAAUCAGUGCAAGACGCCAAGACCCUGUGCACAAAAUAAGAAGUAAGAACGUCAGUUCUCUUGAUUCCUCUGGUUCCGUUUCGCUGGUGGAGUGAACAGUUCGUUCCUCUGGUUUUCUCAAUAUCUCCUGCUAAACGUCUGGUUUAAAUUUUUCCAUACCGUGGCUGUUAGUCUGUGACGGUCGAGUAUCCUACUUUGUAACUUGUAGCACUGUAGCAGUAUUCAUAUCUCUCAUCUUGAUUAUGGCGUGUCAAUCCAAAAUCGUUGUGCGGGAACACUCAGUUCACCAGCAAGUGAAAUUUACGCUCCAGUGGACUGUGGAAGGCAUUCUUCUGCAUCGUUAUGAUACGGCCAUGAUGCUUAACGCCGGAGUUACUAUGGCUGAACUGGGAAUGACCGACUGGGUAGGCCGCUGGCGUACUGGACUGCAAGUCUGUCGUGUGGAUCCGGAACAUCCAGGAGUCGAUGGUUACAGUUUGGCAGCCUAUCUGUUCUUGACUGACAUGGACCUGGAGUCCAGGUCCUACACGGGGCCACACACGAUUCGUGCGGGAUGUCAGAUAAGUGUGGCCACCGGAAAGACAAUGCGGCAGAUUGUUUCGCCCACUGAUUGGCUCUCGACUCGUCUCUCAAAUACUGCGACAUCACACGGGCGGCACAAAGUCAUCAGUCAUCGGGAUCUGUUUGACAAGCUAGAGGACGACAGUAUCACCGUCACCCUGGACGUUAGCGUGGAGACCACAGUCGAUUCGUUUCGCGUACGCAGCAGACCACUUAAUCAUGAGCUCUACCGGCAGCAGUUCUGUCAGCGUUUAACCGAUCUGCUUCACGGGCACCCUGAGCAGCAUCCCGCAGAUUUUGUCAUUCGUUCCCGGGACGGGCAAAACUUCUCUGUGCACCGUUUUCUGCUGAUGGCGCACUCGCCGGUCUUCGCCGCCAUGCUGACGCACGAUUCCUAGGAAAAGCAGGAGGCGUUGUGUGAAGU